Molecule: messenger RNA, 3584 nt
Organism: Anopheles moucheti
Lineage: Eukaryota; Metazoa; Arthropoda; Insecta; Diptera; Culicidae
Gene: bur
Product: GMP synthase [glutamine-hydrolyzing]
Exons: 12
Coding region: 262-2358 (698 amino acids)
Biological process (GO): GMP biosynthetic process
Cellular component (GO): cytosol
Molecular function (GO): ATP binding; GMP synthase (glutamine-hydrolyzing) activity; GMP synthase activity
Source: RefSeq, a predicted model, not a curated record
UGAAUAAUUAGAGCCAUAUCUAUCAUCGGUUUGCGACUCGAUCGUAUUUUUUUUCCUUCUUCCUACGCCCGCAAUUUAUCACAGUGCGUUGCUUCGGAAGCAUUUUGCCGUGAUCCGCAAAACCCCAUUCGGCUGCAGUUGCACCGAAACACAGGAGGCCCGAUAAGAAAAGUGAAUCUCUUCCGGUAGCGUCGCAUUACGAGCGACUGUGAAGCGAAGAAAACGGAGCAGUCCGGAUCCGGCCGUCGGAAGUUGUCGUGGAUGUUCUUGCGUAUCUUUCUCCGUUGCUGUAACGAUCAAGACAUGAGUGCAUUAAACAAAUCCGCUGGCCUAACGGAGAAUGGAGGGUUACAUAAUGACCGCGUGGCAAUACUAGACGCCGGUUCACAGUACGGGAAGGUGAUCGAUCGAAAGGUGCGCGAACUCAACGUUAAAUCAGAUAUUUUACCUCUGGAAACAUCUGCCUUAAAACUCAAAGAACUCGGCUACCGAGCAGUUGUUAUAUCCGGUGGACCCAAUUCUGUCUACGCCGAAGAUGCGCCAAAGUAUGAUCCAGAUAUUUUUAAGUUAGGCUUACCGAUAUUAGGUAUUUGCUAUGGAAUGCAGAUUAUCAACAAAGAGUUUGAUGGAACAGUACAGAAAAAGGACAUCCGAGAGGACGGAGAGCAUACUAUAGAAGUGGAAGAGAGUUGUCCAUUGUUCAACCGCUUACAACGUUCACAGAAAGUUUUGCUCACUCACGGCGACAGUAUCGAUCGAGUGGGAGCCAAACUUAUGGUAGGGGCAUAUUCUUCAAAUCGCAUCGUUGCCGCGAUUUUUAACGUACAGCUGCGUAUUUAUGGCGUACAGUUCCAUCCGGAGGUCGAUUUAACCGUCAACGGUAAACAGAUGCUCUCUAGCUUCCUUUUCGAUAUUGCGGGAAUGCAACCAAACUUUACAAUGCGCAACCGUGAGGAAGAAUGCAUCGCAUAUAUUAGAGAGCAUGUGGGCAACAGUAAAGUGUUGUUGUUGGUAAGCGGAGGGGUAGAUUCGACAGUUUGUGCAGCAUUGCUAAGACAUGCCUUAAAACCGGAUCAAGUAAUUGCUGUCCAUAUUGACAAUGGUUUUAUGCGGCUGGAUGAGAGUGCGAAUGUGGAAAAGUCGUUGCGUGAGCUGGGUGUAGAUUUGUUCGUAAAGAAUGCAAUCUACAAGUUCAUGAAGGGUACGACCACAAUCAAACUUCCCGGUUCCUUAUACAAUCAGGACACACAGAUGCUGUGCCAGACGAUCAGUCCAGAAGACAAGCGUAAGAUCAUAGGCGAUGUGUUUGUGAAAGUAUCGAACGAGGUGUUGCGCGAGAUGAAUUUAAACGCGGACGAGGUGUACCUGGCCCAAGGAACACUUCGGCCGGAUCUGAUCGAAUCCGCCUCCGCGUUGGUGAGUGCUAAAGCUGACACGAUUAAAACACACCAUAACGACACAGAACUGAUAAGGAAGCUGCGCGAGGCAGGGCGUGUGAUUGAGCCGUUACGAGACUUUCACAAGGAUGAAGUGCGGCAGCUAGGCUACUCGUUGGGACUGCCGGCACAUUUGAUCGAGAGACAUCCCUUCCCUGGUCCUGGUCUAGCCAUUAGAGUGCUGUGCGCGGAGGACGCAUUCAUGAAGGAUUAUUCAGAAACACAAGUCAUUGUUAAAGUGAUAGUGGAUUACAAAAAUAAACUUGAGAAAAAUCACGCACUGCUGAAUCGCGUUUCCGGUACAACUUCGAAGGAAGAUCAGCAGCAGCUCUGCCGUAUUUCUAGUAACAUCAAAUUGAAUGCUACUCUACUGCCAAUAAGAAGCGUAGGCGUUCAAGGCGACAAACGUUCAUACAGCUAUGCGGUGGGACUUUCGAGCAAAGAUGUACCGAAUUGGCAAGAUAUGCUCUUCUUAGCGAAGCUAAUACCGCGUAUUCUGCACAAUGUAAAUAGAGUAUGCUACAUUUUCGGUGAUAUUGUACAAUAUCCGGUGCAAGACAUUACCCACACACUGCUCACCGAAAGCGUUGUGUGGCAGCUACGUCAGGUAGAUAACAUCGUCAAUAAGAUUCUGCUGGAACACGAAUGUAUGCGUAAAAUUUCUCAAAUGCCUGUCAUCCUGAUACCAAUCCACUUUGAUCGUGAUCCUGCGCAAAAGACCCCAUCCUGCAUGCGAUCCGUAGUGUUGCGACCGUUCGUUACAAACGAUUUCAUGACCGGUGUGCCAGCGAUUCCCGGUACCGACAGGUUACCGACAAAUGUACUACAAAAAAUGGUAGAUGAAUUAUCCAAUAUGCCGGGAAUUUCUCGAGUGCUACUAGACCUGACGUCGAAACCACCGGGUACUACCGAAUGGGAAUGAUUCCCCUUAUAUCAGACAACUUCUCCUCUACUUGCACUAACUUCGCCACCAAUCUGAUAACGAAAUUAGAUUAAACGAAGAAAUAUCAUCAGCAUCAUCGUUGCCAGCGCGCGUCAUCCGCGUGCUGUCAGAGUCGCAUCUUUUGCCGCCGUUAUUGUUGCUGGUUCCGCACGCGCUUAGCGCUAAACCCCUAUUGUUUAUCGUCGUCAACAUCAGCCCAACUGAAAUGUCCCUGAAAUGUGCCCUGAGUGCAUAAUCUUCUGUGUUUCACUAUUAUUAACUACCACAAUUUUGGUUCAAUUGACCAGAGCUCGGUAGUCUCUCGUCGUCACGUUUGUUCUUAUUCAUCCACCAUUUGACAUCAUUGUUCAUGGACUGGAAUUGAAGCUGCGAAAAUAUGAUUAUUUGGCACAGUUUGUUUCUUAUCGAAUAUUUGACGAAUAUUUGUUGAUUUGCAAACCAACGCGCACCACCACGAUUGAGUACGGAAUUGAAACGAAACUCGCAAACCGAAAAAUGCAUCAGUACUCAACGUAUGUGUUGGCAAUGUAUUGAAUGAAUCUAUACAGCAACAAUUGAAACGUAGUCAAUAUUCUCUGUACAUUGUAAUAGUUUACACCCUUUUUUGCAGUCUUGUUUUUCCAUACCAGUUCUUUUCUUAUUUUUAUCUAUUAUGCGAGAAGCAACACAGUUAGCGCUAACUUGUAGUAAUACUGCAAAUAACUUUACACAGGAUUAUCCGCUACGCUCUGAACCAAAAUUCUCAUUCAAAUGCGUAAAAACAAAAUUAGGGGAUAAAAGAGAGCAAUUUACACAGCAACGCUGCAAAGAAUGAAUAACUUAAAAUCAACUCGACUUUCAAACAAGAAAAUCGAAUUUCACCAACAGCUAAACUUACGUUAAAUUCAACCAAACAUUUAACAAAGAAAACCAACGCGAAACACACUCGGUAAAUACAGCAGCAGAUCGAAGAAAUCAGUGGUACGAAGGGACAGAUGUGGCAAGUAUACUGGAAGUUAAAUGAAACAGUUAAAAUGAAACCGUUGAUCGAGUAGACAAUUGAAAAUCCCAAUUGUUUUGUGCGCACGCUGCUGAAAGUGAACAACAGUUUCAGAGAGAAAAAUAAAUAAAAGUCUGUAGUAGAUAUUUUUAUUUAUGUGUAAUGGAAGAUGAAAAUAUGAAAAAUAAAAGGCGAGAAAAAGAAAACUUUAUUAUCGCCCGUACUG